CAUUUGAUUUGGCUUCAUUUCGAUAAAACAAACUGGAUUGCUUUCAGACUGCUGAAACAGUCGCCAGCGGUUCCUCAAACAACAAUCAAUCCAUUUCAUAAUGCUCCGAUACUUGCGCUUACCUCAAGCGGAUCCCAAUCCGAUUCUGCUGGCUGGUUCACCAUGGCCUAUCACACUGAUUCUGAUGGCUUAUCUGCUGUUUGUCCUAAAAUUGGGCAAGCUCUUCAUGCGGAACCGGAAGCCAUACGACUUGAAAACGGUCCUGAGGGUGUACAAUCUAUUCCAGGUGCUCUACAAUGGCCUGCACUUCGGAUUGGUAUUCUACUAUCUCUUCAUCGUGCGCAUCUGCAAUCUGCACUGCAUGGAGAGCUUUCCCGCUGGCCAUGAACGCAAGCAACUUGAACGCGUGCUGCACGCCGUCUACUUGCUGAACAAGGUGCUCGACCUAAUGGAUACCGUGUUCUUUGUGCUGCGCAAGAGCUACAAGCAGAUCACCUUUCUGCACAUCUAUCACCACGUGUUCAUGUCCUUCGGGAGUUACGCCCUCACGCGAUACUACGGCACUGGUGGCCACUUCAAUGCCGUGGGAUUGCUCAACUCCUUGGUGCACACGGUCAUGUAUAUCUACUACUAUCUGUCCUCGGAAUAUCCCGGAGUGCGCGCCAACAUCUGGUGGAAGAAGUACAUAACACUCACACAACUCUGCCAGUUCUUUCUGCUGCUCAGCUACGCCAUCUAUGUGCGAUUCUUCUCCCCGAAUUGUGGAGUUCCCCGCGGCAUUCUCUACGUGAAUAUGCUGCAAGGCGUCGUCUUCAUUUAUAUGUUUGGUAAAUUCUACAUACACAACUACCUGAUACCUGCGAAGGCCCAGAUCGACGCAAAGCAAUCGUAGGCCUAAGCCAUAUUUGCAUAUACGUAAAUGCACAUUUAAUUAGUCCAUGUAUUUAACUCAGCACUCGCUCUGACUUCUACUUUCUCAAAUGCGACUUCGGACCGCAGCUACAUACUAUGUAUAUCUAAGCUAAACGAAACAAUAAAAUGGUAU
This is a messenger RNA of Drosophila teissieri, 1045 nucleotides long. RefSeq names its product elongation of very long chain fatty acids protein F. The coding region runs from base 101 to 892 and encodes 263 amino acids. The record is from RefSeq and is a predicted model, not a curated record. Gene Ontology annotation, cellular component: endoplasmic reticulum membrane. Lineage: Eukaryota; Metazoa; Arthropoda; Insecta; Diptera; Drosophilidae. The transcript is spliced from 3 exons. Gene Ontology annotation, molecular function: fatty acid elongase activity. Gene Ontology annotation, biological process: sphingolipid biosynthetic process; fatty acid elongation, saturated fatty acid; fatty acid elongation, monounsaturated fatty acid.